AUGGGCGCCGACGAUGCUCUCAUGGGCGAGACGGAGGAUUAUGAGCUGCCUAAAAACGUUGGAGAGCCGCUUCGGAAGGAGCAAAAGAUCCCGGACCGACGUCUCGUCGCCACGAUCCCAAAGCAGCAAGCCAUGGAAUACUUGAGGGAUUUGCUGACUAAGCCACUGACAGGAGAUUUCGCUACGAAGAUGAGGCGUCUGGAGCUCCUGCACCAUCAGCUGAUCAUCAUCCAAGCUCAGAUAAAUCGCGAGUUGGCCAUCAUUCUCGACAAGGAUUUGGCCACGUUCGACGACGAAGAGGCCUUCGAUAAACUUACUGAGGACCACAAGAAGGUAAUCUUUGGCUUGCGUGAAGUGGCCCUGGUCACUCGCCGGACCGUUGAUGGCCAUGGAGUCGAGGAACUGCGCGCUAUUGGAGCUCGUCUGCCCAAGGAGAAGAUUGUUAAAGUUGUUGCCCGGCCCAAACGCCCUUACAAUCGGGCUUACAAAGAGCGAAAAGAAGAAAUCGCUGCUAAGGGCUCGGUGGCUCGCGAUGGUCGUGUUGGAUCGAGGGUAGGGACGCCUUCCCGUCUAUCAAAACCCACUACUCCUCUGCUUGAUGGUGCUGAUUCGCCGCCUCUCCCGGGCUCUUCUGGUGGGCAGAAUCGUGGAAAGGGACGUGGUCGUCAACCUGGAACGGCCAAGGAGGCCAAGGAAGAUGGAAAGAGCGGCAAGAAGGAGACGGCUUACCAGGGCAAAAAGCGUGGCCGCGCCUCUGGCUCAUCGACUAAGGGCAAACAAGGCCGUGCCAACCGUUUGGACGAUGACGACGAUGAGCUCGAUGAAGCCACUUAUUGCAUCUGCGAGCGCGUUUCCUUCGGCGAGAUGGUCUGCUGCGACAACCAGAAGUGCUCGAUUGAAUGGUUCCACUUUGUGUGCGUCGACCUGAAGAAGAAGCCCACCGGCAAAUGGUACUGCCCAGAGUGCCGCCAAAACGACAACGUCCGCCAGCCCCGCCAGAAA
Mesorhabditis spiculigera is the source of this 1002-nucleotide messenger RNA. Lineage: Eukaryota; Metazoa; Nematoda; Chromadorea; Rhabditida; Rhabditidae. The record is from the annotation of a GenBank genome assembly.